AGAGAACACUGCUGUAGUGGUUCGGUCUUUUCCGCCGCCUGACAAAAGGGCAGCCGAGAAGAGCCGACGUGUGCCGGAUUGACCAAACGCACAGAAACACACACUGCCACGUCAGAGCCCGCUGUCUGUGUACGCAGCACACCUCGGCAUCUUCAGUGGCUUAGUGGGAAUGCAGUGGUGACCACACUGGUAUGAUUAACAACUCAAGGGGUAGGAUAGCAGGCACAGGUUAAACAGAAGGUCCCCAGACUGUACAGAAAGCAGGUUAGCAAACUGCGGGCGCAUAUACAACGUAAACGGGGAUCGUUAUGGGGUGCUUUUCGCUGAAUGUCGGGGUGCUGCUGUGCGUUCUGCUGCACGAGUAUGGGGUGCACGGCAUCUCAUUCUACUUGCCUCCCCGCGCGAGGAAAUGUUUGAGGGAAGAGAUCCGCAAAGACGUUUUGGUCACGGGGCAAUACGAGGUCACGGAAGUGCAUGACGUCGUCACCAAUUUAAAGGUGACGGACAGCGCGGAGCAUACCCUGUAUAAGAAGGACAACGUCCAGAAAGGGAAGUUCGCCUUCUCGACCGAUAACUUUGACGAGUUUGACAUCUGCUUUGAGAGUGUGGUCCCGACCGGCUUUGAGGGGGUCACCGAACAGCUGAUCGUUCUAAACAUCAAACACGGUACUGAAGCCAAGAACUAUGAAAACAUUGCCAAGGCAGAGAAGCUAAAGCCUCUGGAGGUGAAGCUGAGACAGAUGGAGGAUCUCUCAGAGUCCAUCGCCAAAGAGCUGAGCUACAUGAAAAGCAAUGCUGAGCACCGCAGCAACACCAAUGAGUCUACCAGUUCCCGGGUGCUGGGGUUCAGCCUCCUCUCCAUGCUGUGUCUGGUCAGCCUGGCUGUCUGGCAGGUGUUUUACCUGCGACGAUUCUUCAAGUCCAAGAGGCUGAUUGAGUGAGGAGGGGCCCUCCACGCCGCUGCCCUUACAAAAGCACACCACAGUCGAGGCAUUGCCACAUGUAGUAAUACAGAGAAAUAAGACUCCUGUUGCUCAGCCCGAGGUUCAAAUCCCCGCUCAGCCACCGACUCGCUGCGCGUGACCCUGAACAAGUCACUUAUCUGAAGGAUGGAGCACAAGGAGGUUGAGAAUUAAAACCAAGGUCCUUUUGUACAUAACUCUGCAGCAGCAGUUAAUGCAUAGUUCACCUCCUAGUCUCCAAGUCACUUUUGAUAAAAGCCAUUUAAAAGCAGGUUGAUCCAUUCCUGGCUGUCAUAUGAGUUUUAAAAAAAGAGACACACCUGAGCUUGUUACCUGUACACUGGGGCUAAUCAAGCUCGUUUUUGAACCAGGAAUGGAUUGAACUGCUAUGCAACGGGAGUCUUAUUUCCUUCCCUGGAUUAGUCUGGUGGCUCUUCGCUGGACUCCCUCCAGGGCUACAAUGUCCAUUUGGUGCUGUGGUGACCAGAACUGGACACAGUAUUCUCAGUGCGAGCUCACCAGUCCAUUAUACACCCUCAUCAUGACCUCCUUGGAUCUCCAACCUCGGUCCCAGGGGACC
Messenger RNA from Acipenser ruthenus (sterlet), 1542 nucleotides. RefSeq names its product transmembrane emp24 domain-containing protein 10-like. Gene Ontology annotation, biological process: Golgi organization; intracellular protein transport; endoplasmic reticulum to Golgi vesicle-mediated transport. Lineage: Eukaryota; Metazoa; Chordata; Actinopteri; Acipenseriformes; Acipenseridae. The record is from RefSeq and is a predicted model, not a curated record. The coding region runs from base 309 to 941 and encodes 210 amino acids. Gene Ontology annotation, cellular component: endoplasmic reticulum; endoplasmic reticulum-Golgi intermediate compartment; Golgi apparatus. The transcript is spliced from 5 exons.